Molecule: messenger RNA, 669 nt
Organism: Aspergillus viridinutans
Lineage: Eukaryota; Fungi; Ascomycota; Eurotiomycetes; Eurotiales; Aspergillaceae
Gene: atfD
Product: bZIP transcription factor atfD
Exons: 1
Coding region: 1-669 (222 amino acids)
Biological process (GO): regulation of transcription by RNA polymerase II
Molecular function (GO): RNA polymerase II cis-regulatory region sequence-specific DNA binding; DNA-binding transcription factor activity, RNA polymerase II-specific
Source: RefSeq, a predicted model, not a curated record
AUGUACACUCAAAUGACAGAAUCAUAUCCUCCUCCCAGCUAUAGCCGGGAUUACUACAACUCUUUCUUACCUCCAUACUAUCCGGCUUCAACUGGCAAUUACACGACCACAACCCCAGCAGAAUCAUUUUCGUCAGAUCAACCCGCCUACGACACACAGUCCCCCUACGCCAACCAAUUCCCCCGGUUUUCCCGAGACGCAUCAAAGAACCUCACCGAGGCAUACACCUAUCCCGCCGCUCCUCAGCUCUACACCUACGCCUACCUCCCCACUCAACCUCUCUACCUCGACCAAUGCCCCUUCCCCUGGGCAACCCCACAACCCAGCACAGAGACUCAGCAUAUAAACCCCCAAUCGCCCACAGCACCAGCCACGAAAGCAACUUCUCCGCUCGGUAACGACUCCCAAACAGACACCGUCAAACGGCAACGCUACCUCCACAAGAACCGCGUGGCAGCCACAAAAUGCCGUUCCAAGAAAAAGCAGUACAUCCAGCAACUGCAAUCCCGCUUCGAGGCCCUAUCGCUUGCGAAACGCGAGCUGCAGUGCCAGGUGCAGAGUCUGCGGGAUGGAUUGAUCUCGCUUAAGGAGGAGUUGGUGAGACAUGCGCGGUGUGGCGAUGGGCCGAUUACGAAUUAUAUUGAGAAGAGGAGGGCGGGGUGUGCUUGA